AUGGUGAUGUCAUUUUUCCCCCUGAGAAAACUCCGGCGGAACGGGAGAUACGUACUUUUCGGCGCGGUGUUCCUGGUCGGGGUUGUCGCUGUAUAUCUGCAGUUUGUGGCCACCAGCGCCUGGAGCAACAGUGGUGAGCAGAAACCUCUCAGAUACCAUCACUUUAAGGAGAAAAAGGAGGGGAACUGGACCAGACAGACUCCACAAACCUGGAAACCUGAAUUCAGCGGCCUGGCAAAUCUCCACAUAUUUGAGGACUGGUGUGGCAGCUCCAUCUCUCAACUACGAAAGAACAUACACUACCCUCUUUACCCGCAUUCCCGUAGUUCAGUGAAGAGACUGGCUGUCUCUCCCAGCUGGACAAACUACGGCCUACGAAUCUUUGGCUACCUCCACCCUUACACAGACGGGGAGUUUGUAUUUGCAGUGGCGUCUGAUGAUAACUCAGAGUUCUGGCUCAGUGAAGAUGAGGAUCCACAAAACCUUCAUUUACUGAAUUACGUUGGCAAGACGGGGAAGGAGUGGACUGCCCCAGGGGAGUAUGGAAAAUACGCCAGUCAGAUAUCUCAGCCUAUCAUGCUGAAGCAGAGACAGAAGUAUUUCUUUGAGCUCCUGCAUAAACAGGAUGACAGAGGAACGGACCACGUGGAGGUGGCUUGGCGCCUUAAUAAUCCAGAGACAAGAUUUACUCUGAUUGACUCGAAGCACAUCUCUCUGUACACCAAUGAGACCUCUCUGAAGAUGAGUGAUGUGGAUCACAUACCUCAGACAGCUGCCAGUCAUGUAGCUCCUCUCACGAUAUCCUCACAAGCCCCGCCCCAUGGGGCUGACAUGCUCAGGGAGGAUCCAAGAGACACAUUCUAUCAGAUCCAACUGAUUGACAGGUCUCAUUUGAAGGGAGUGUUACCUGACUGCUCCUAUAAACCCACCUACAUUCUGAAUGAUGUUCCACUGGCCCGAUACCAGGGCCUGCAGUUUGUUCACCUCUCUUUUGUCUACCCUAAUGACUACACACGCCUCACACACAUGGAGACUGAGAACAAGUGUGUCUACCCUGAGAGUCCAUUCUACCUUAAGAGGUUUGGAUUCUCCAAGUACAUGAAGUUGGAUCAGCCACGCAAUCAGAACACUGCACUACAAUACAGAGAUGAUGGGAUGAUGGGGUGGAGGGAAAGGGAGACGGUGGAGGAGGAAGAGGAUGAGAGGGAUGAAGGUGUGGACAGGGCAGAGGGGCUGCUGGAUUAUGGAGAUGAUUAUGAUGACUACACUCUAAAGCGGAGGAGAAAACUCUUCUCUGUUCAGUGGCCUGGACGAGAGGCCAAGAGAGCCAGGAGAAGAGAGCCACCAGCCGGGAACCGUCCCCCUGUACGUCAGCAUGGACCACUGCAACAGAAACAGCAUGAGCUUACAAUACAGGACCGACCAGUGUACCCUCAGAGAGAACUGAAUCUGCAGAACCACAACGCUGGACCACAGCACAAACCAGAGGAACUGACCCAACUGAGGGAGCCACAUCAAGAACUUUCUCUACAGAACAGAUUUGGAGGAGAGCAGAACCAUCUGCCAGAGAGACAGAACCAACCUCAGAAAAGCAGGCCAAGAAAAACACGAAGGAACCAGCAGCAGGAGAACCCAGCCAAGCAGGUCCAAGACAAAGAAGAGAGACGGGACAGACCCGCACGGUUAGACAUUUCACAGUUACAGCAUGAUCAGGCUGCUGACAAACUGAACCAGCCAGCAGGAGUACAGAAACCACCGGUUCCUUUCCUUCCUGUGGAGGACAGUAAAAUAGCUGCUGUCCAGAGGGGACGAGGAGUGAGGGAUCACCUGGAAAAGCAUCAGGUCCACAGAGCAGAGCCGCACAGGUCAGCCGAGGGAGAACGGAAUGGGACGGCCCUUCGCCCAAGACCUGCCGAGCAGAACGCAGUUAGCGCUCAACAAGCCAGCAGGAGGAGGUCAGAGGUGAAAGAUCAGGAGCAAAGGUCAGGUAGAGCAGUGCAACGUGGAGCAGUCAAUCAGAGAGGACAACUUAAGCCCCGUGACAUUAGAGCCAAACCCAAAGGCGUGGACACAGCUUUUGAGCGGUCCAAAAAAGCCAAGAAUAUCAAAGCUAGUAUUUUAGAUGGGAAAAAAAAUCAAGGGAGUAAUUUGACCAUUGUCAACAGAUCUGAGGUCAGGGUGGUUAUGUUGGGUGGAUCUGUGGGUAGGGCAGGCAGUAAUGCAGCUAAAGACAGCAAAGCUGUCUUAGGUCAUGGUAAGGAACCCAAGUCAGAGACUUUUGAAAAUAAAACAAAGAUUUCAAAUGGAGCAAAAGCCAAUCUAGCUGCAGUAGACACCCAAAAGAAAAGUGUAGUCAAAGAUAAGGCAGCCAUAUUAGAAAGGUCAAAAGAUAAGGCAGCCAUAUUGGAAAGGUCCCAAGAUAAGGCAGCCAUAUUAGAAAGGUCCAAAAACAAGGCAGCCAUAUUGGAAAGGUCCAAAAACAAGGCCAUCGUAUUGGGAAGGUCCAAAGAUGAGGGCGCCAUAUUGGGAAGGUCCAAAGAUGAGGCAGCCAUAUUGGGUGGGGCAAAGAAUAAUGCUUCUGCUGUAGGCAGGGCAGAGGGAAAUGAUGCAUUAGUGGACAGACAGAGGAGUAAAGGACUGGGAUUUCAGGGUAAUGCCAUCAUCCCACUGAAGCCUGACAGGGCUCUAAUCAGGGCCUCUGUCCACAUUACCCAUAAUGCACUUCAGCCAGCUAACGAAACAUCAAAAAGUGUAGAGACACAUCGUCCCGACCGCGCCCUGGGAGGUGUGGUGGGGGUUAUUGCGCCCCCUCCUGUGGGGUACAGAAAUAUCCCAGGGAAUGAGAUGGAGGAGGAGAGUGAGAUGAAUAAUGAGGUUGACAGAGGGGAGGAGACAGUGAAGGAAAAACACGGAGACCGAGAUGACGGCUGGUUUCUCUAUGAUCAAUCAGAUACUAUGGAUGUGGAAGAUGAUUUCGUCAAUAACGCAGUGUUUGACCCAGAAGUGAUCUGGGACCAGACAUUCCAGGUGAACCCAAUGGAUCCACAGACACUGCGCUCUGAUUGGAUAGACCUCCGCUGUAAUGUGUCAGGAAACCUGCUGCUCAGCCAAUCAGAAGCUCUGCCUGUUGUACAUGCCUUCAUGGAAAAACUGAACAGGAAGAAUCAUGGGCGGUAUGCUUUGCUGCGUGUGGUGAAUGUGGAGAAGCGGGUUGAUACGGGCCAGGGGAGUCGGUACCUGUUGGAACUGGAGUUGAUGGAGAGAUCUGGCCGACGUGUUCAUCUGGCCCAUUACAUAUAUGUUCUUGAGCCAACUGGCCGAGGCAGAAAAACCAGUAGAGAAUUACUGCUCUGCAACCCAGUGGGCUUCCAGUGGAACCCCAACACCAUGGUCCACUUCAUCAUUCCAGUGAAGAACCAGGCUCGCUGGGUGCGUCAGUUUAUUGUUGAUAUGGAGGAGCUGUACAGAGGCACUGGAGACAACAACUUCAACAUUAUCAUCGUCGACUACUCCAGCACUGACAUGGACAUAGAGAGGGCACUGCAAACAUCUCAACUACCCAGGAAACAGUAUCUAAGACUGGAGGGAAAUUUUGAGAGGUCAGCAGGACUACAGGCAGGAAUAGACCUUAUAACUGAUGAUCACAGUAUAGUGUUCCUGUGUGACCUGCAUAUUCAUUUCCCAAUGGGCUUUGUGGAUUCUGUGAGGAAACACUGUGUGGAGGGACACAUGGCCUUUGCCCCGAUUGUGAUGAGGCUCAACUGUGGAGCUACUCCUCAGGAACCUGAUGGUUUCUGGGAGGUGAAUGGUUUUGGUCUACUGGGGAUUUAUAAAUCUGAUCUGGUGGCAGUUGGAGGAAUGAACACUAAAGAAUUCACUGAUCGCUGGGGAGGAGAGGACUGGGAACUACUGGACAGGAUCCUGGAGGGAGGGCUGGAGGUAGAGCGACUGUACCUGCGUCAUUUUUUCCACUAUUACCACUCCAAACGUGGCAUGUGGAACCGACACAUCCUUCAGACUACAUAA
Messenger RNA from Chanos chanos (milkfish), 4026 nucleotides. RefSeq names its product beta-1,4-N-acetyl-galactosaminyl transferase 3b (gene b4galnt3b). Bases 1 to 4026 code for a protein of 1341 amino acids. The record is from RefSeq and is a predicted model, not a curated record. NCBI's taxonomy places the organism in Eukaryota, Metazoa, Chordata, Actinopteri, Gonorynchiformes, Chanidae. Gene Ontology annotation, molecular function: acetylgalactosaminyltransferase activity. The transcript is spliced from 19 exons. Gene Ontology annotation, cellular component: Golgi cisterna membrane.